AUGAAAUACUCAAUUGUCCUUGCCGCGCUUACUGCUGCCGUCAGCUCUCUCCCCACCCCUCAAAUUCCGGGAUUCAUUAAUGCCGGACCAUUUUCUCUCCAACUAGAUGCUCCAGAUACUGAACUCCAUGGACAAUAUCUUACCAUCCACCCAACCCCCGCAAACCCAGUAAACGGCAAGACUCUCGCUAUAACUACUACAUCGACGGAGCCCAACCCUCAUUUUGAAAUCACCUAUAACGACCCGAACACUGAUCCAAGAUUCCCUCCCCAUGGCCGACUGAUUUACACCCCUGGCGCUAGACCGGAAGAAUGCAAGUUCUUCCUUUGUCCAAAGGGACCUGUUUCAGCCGGCUAUGACGAAGCUUUCGGACCUAAAGAAUAUGUUAGGAACAACAUGAGAGCCUUGUUCUUCCCACCAGCACCAGCAUCUGCUGCCCCUAGUGCCCCCGCACCACCUACUGAACAGUCGGAAACUAUCAAUGGGGAACCAUUGACAACCUGGAAGGACUUUCAACUAGAUUAUCUUGGAUACCUAACAUUGGAUGGGAUGAGCAAUUGGUGGGCUUGCCCAACUAAUUACCCACAGGGCCAAGAACACACAUAUACUAGUGUUUGGUGGGCUGAUGGAAGCGUCAGCGACGAAAGAUGCACUAGAGUUAAGGUUAAGAGGGCCUAG
Molecule: messenger RNA, 678 nt
Organism: Orbilia oligospora ATCC 24927
Lineage: Eukaryota; Fungi; Ascomycota; Orbiliomycetes; Orbiliales; Orbiliaceae
Exons: 2
Coding region: 1-678 (225 amino acids)
Source: RefSeq, a predicted model, not a curated record